AUGACGAUUGCUUCUCGAGCCGCGCCAUGUUGUGCUCGCCGGCUCGCCUCUCGUCCUGGUCCUCAGAGCUCUGAAUGGAGGACCCGGCCGCGUCGCUCCGCUGCUGCGCGCUGCUGCUCCUGACGUGUCUCACCGGGCUGGAGGCCGCGGGGCCGCCCGGGGACGGCGGCGGCUGGUCCCUGAAGUCGGAGCUCCGCCUCCAGGAUGAAGGUCUCUGUAACAUCGACGUGCUGGACGCCUCCGCGCUGUCACACAGGCAGUUCCUGGAGAGAUAUGCGUUCAACCGGCCGGUGAUCCUCCGAGGCCUGACCGACAACACGGGUACACACUCGUUACUCACACACUCCUACAGGAAGGGUACACACUCGUCACUCACACACUCCUACAGGAAGGGUACACACUCGUCACUCACACACUCCUACAGGAAGGGUACACACUCGUCACUCACACACUCCUACAGGAAGGUGGACGUCCCUCUCCAAGAGUACGUGGACGUCUGGCUGAGGCCUCAGUCAGCUGACGUGCUCGGCAGCGACACUCUGUAUUUCUUCGGGGACAACAACGUGACGGAGUGGCAGUCUUUGUUCCAGCAGUACGAGUCUCCGCCGUACGUCCUGCCCCGGACCAGCGGGGCGCUCAGCUUCGGCAUCGCAGGUCCCGGUUCGGGGGUCCCCUUCCACUGGCACGGGCCCGGUUUCUCCGAGGUCAUCUACGGGAGGAAGCGGUGGUUCCUGUACCCGCCCCACCAGGAGCCUCACUUCCACCCCAACCGCACCACCCUGUCCUGGGUCACGGAGACGUACCCGCAGCUGCCGGAGGCCGAGGCGCCGCUGGAGUGCACCAUCUCCCCGGGAGAGGUUUUGUAUUUUCCGGACCGCUGGUGGCAUGCGACCCUCAACCUGGAAACCAGCGUCUUCAUCUCCACCUUCCUCGGCUGAGCGUCUUCAUCGUCUCUCCCUUGUUACAUUCCAGCUUUACUGAGAUUCCAUUUGUUGUUGUUUCUAAAUUCAACCAAAUUCAAUGUUUUAUCAUAAAGAAACAACAGAAAUGUAUUUAUUGACCAACGCUUGAGGAAUUUAAAUGUUUUCACAUCGUUUCUGUAAAUAAAGUGUUUGGGCGACA
Pseudoliparis swirei is the source of this 1122-nucleotide messenger RNA. RefSeq names its product jumonji domain containing 8 (gene jmjd8). Gene Ontology annotation, cellular component: cytoplasm. The coding region runs from base 75 to 938 and encodes 287 amino acids. The transcript is spliced from 9 exons. Lineage: Eukaryota; Metazoa; Chordata; Actinopteri; Perciformes; Liparidae. The record is from RefSeq and is a predicted model, not a curated record.